CUUCCAGUUCCGGUCGUCCUCUCAGAUGUCAUUGUUGUGAUCUGAGGGUUAUUUCGUUUGCUUGCGGUCCCACAGAAUCUCAGCAUGUCGGGCUACACGGCGGAUGAGAAGCUCCGCGUGGAGCAGUUAACGAAACUCCGGCGCCAGUGGCUGAAGGACCAGGAGCUGAGCCCGCGCGAGCCGGUCCUCGAGCCCAAAGCGCCGGGUCGCGUGGCCAAGUUCUGGGAAGGAUUCCUGCAGCCCAGAUCCCUCUGGAAGCUUUACACAUUUAAAGUCUACAAUGCUGGCGUAUUUGCAGUCACACGUCUCCUGAUUCCGGCGUGGAUUAUACAUUACUACUUGAAGUACCACGUUUCUAAAAUGCCGUAUGGAAUUGUACAUUUGAAACCCCGGCUUUUCCCAGGUGACACCAUUCUGGAAACAGGAGAGGUAGUUCCCGACCUACCUGAGAUGGGGAGCCAUGGUCACCAUUAAAGAGUGAAACUUCAGUCCAUCAGAAAGCUCUGCUCUACCUUGCACAAUUAACAUCUUUGUCUAUAUACAUAAGAAUACUUAAUUCCAAUAAAAAUAUUUACAUAUGCUGUGUA
Electrophorus electricus (electric eel) is the source of this 587-nucleotide messenger RNA. It is a transcript of the gene ndufb6, whose product is annotated as NADH:ubiquinone oxidoreductase subunit B. Gene Ontology annotation, biological process: mitochondrial electron transport, NADH to ubiquinone; mitochondrial ATP synthesis coupled electron transport. Gene Ontology annotation, cellular component: respiratory chain complex I. Lineage: Eukaryota; Metazoa; Chordata; Actinopteri; Gymnotiformes; Gymnotidae. The record is from RefSeq and is a predicted model, not a curated record.